AUGUCUGCACCGAACCAAGGCCGUCAGUCACCAGACCCUGAGCGACAGACCGGCGCUCAGCAGCAAGAUCAUCCCUCCCAGCCGGGCAGCGGAAAGCUCGACAACUCGCAAAGCAAGAAUGAAGGCAAAGAUGACCAAACCGCCAACCUCACAAGCAACCCGAAGCAUAUCCUUCAAGAUCAUGCCGAGACAAAGACAGGCAAGGGUACGGGGGCAUCGAGCUAG
This is a messenger RNA of Fonsecaea pedrosoi CBS 271.37, 225 nucleotides long. RefSeq lists its product as uncharacterized. NCBI's taxonomy places the organism in Eukaryota, Fungi, Ascomycota, Eurotiomycetes, Chaetothyriales, Herpotrichiellaceae. Bases 1 to 225 code for a protein of 74 amino acids. The record is from RefSeq and is a predicted model, not a curated record. The transcript has 2 exons.